AUGGCUCAAGACAGCUCUCCCAACACAAUGAAUCUUAGGCGAAGCCGCACCCGCAUCAAAUUCACAGAAGAUCAAUUGAAAAUCCUCAUCGAAGCCUUCAACCAAGAACCUUACCCAGGUUACAAUACCAGGCAAAAGCUUGCUUUGGAAAUGGACAUUGAAGAGUCCAGAAUCCAGACUUGGUUUCAGAAUCGAAGAGCUAGGCACAGAGUCCAGAGAAGAUCAGAACCCGAGGACUUAAAAUCAAGCCGAGACCAAGAUUAUGACCAAGAUCGGCCUGUGGAGAAGACUCCGAGCAGAGAAGGCAGGCGGCGGCGAAUCAGCUACACUUCCUCCCAAUUACACACCCUCAUCUCGGCAUUUAAGAACAACCCAUAUCCUGGGAUUGAUUCCAGAGAGCAACUUGCUAAGGAAGUUGGGAUUCCAGAGUCAAGAAUCCAAAUUUGGUUUCAAAAUCGAAGAUCUAAAUUCUACGUCCAGAGGGAAGAAGAACCUGAUGAGCCUUCAGAACAGGAACAAGACCUCUGA
This is a messenger RNA of Miniopterus natalensis, 528 nucleotides long. Its product is annotated as double homeobox protein A-like. NCBI's taxonomy places the organism in Eukaryota, Metazoa, Chordata, Mammalia, Chiroptera, Miniopteridae. Gene Ontology annotation, biological process: regulation of transcription by RNA polymerase II. The record is from RefSeq and is a predicted model, not a curated record. Gene Ontology annotation, molecular function: DNA-binding transcription factor activity, RNA polymerase II-specific; RNA polymerase II transcription regulatory region sequence-specific DNA binding. Gene Ontology annotation, cellular component: nucleus.